Molecule: messenger RNA, 3635 nt
Organism: Colletotrichum destructivum
Lineage: Eukaryota; Fungi; Ascomycota; Sordariomycetes; Glomerellales; Glomerellaceae
Product: Putative Zinc finger C2H2-type, protein Sip5/DA2
Exons: 2
Coding region: 983-3634 (883 amino acids)
Cellular component (GO): cytoplasm
Source: RefSeq, a predicted model, not a curated record
CAUUUGCUGCUCGUCCCUCCACCGACGGCAAGACGCACGCAACAGUCUUGGGUCUUGGGGGUGCUGGGUACAUCCAACAAUCGGUGGCUCGCCUCUCCUCUCCCGCUACCCACGGUACCUUGCCAUCCUGGCCACUUCCUCUCAUCCGUGCUGCCGGUCCGGUUUGCUUUCUCUCACUCACUCAUACACACACACACACACACACACACACAACUCACUCUUCCUCUCUCUCUUUCUCUCUCUCCCUCUUCCCCCUCACUCUCUCCAGACUCCCCUGAAGCUGUGCCUUUUUUCGGGCAGAUCUCCGUCUCUUUCGGAACCUAACAAAACCUCGUCAAACUUUACAUUGGCGCCCAGAGCCCAGCCACGGACGUACGACACCCACGUCGUCACAAGCUUCCACGGCCCCGACACGCCCGACCGGUACCUGUACACUCGCAAGAACAACAACAUCAACAUCCGCUGACUGUCAACCCCCGGCUGUCAACCCAAACCACAUCAUCCAUCACCACCAUCAUCACCAUAACCUCAUCUCCAUCGUCGACUGUCGCAUAUCGUAUAUCGCCCAUGCGCUGAGCACCCGAAAGACCGAUUUAUUGCGUUCACCCACCGUCCGCCAUCACCCGACAAUGCCCGCAACCUUCGACGACAUUGCGUGAAGGAUGCAUUGUUGACUCCCUACCUACUCAUAUCUCGGCCCCCACAACUAGACUGCGGCGGUAUUACCACAGCGUCAUCGCAUACCCAUUAUCUCCCACCUACUCUUGACGCUUGCUGCACAGCUACACGACGCCCUACCCGGCCCAACCUACUGUCUGCCAUCGCGCUGCAAUCUGCUGGUCGUUGACCCGGGUCGACGCGACCGUUAUUCCUUCCGAGGUCCCCGCCAACCGUUGCCAGCGACUACGUCGAACCAAACACGAGCAGUCGAACCCCUUCCAAGCGCUACAGCCAAGACAAGUUUAUACCGUCGAUAAUCAACAUGGGCAAUUCAAGCACCAAAGAGUCUCGUCCGGUCGACCCGGCGACUGACUAUCGCCAAAGCCAGGCUGCGUACCUCAAUGCCUCGACUUCUAGGGAGACCCCGAGUGAUCGUCCCAACUCCCGAAGGCAGAGUCGUUUUAGCAGGGCUGACCUGAAUCUCCUCGGUCUCGGAGCCGCCGGAUCGUCCAGCGCUGCCGGCCGAGAGGAUGCUCCUUACGAGCGAAGAGAAACGAGGCAAGAACGUGAGGCCCGUCGAUUGGAGAGGGAACGAGUCGCCAGAGAGAAGGAGCGUGAGCGUAGCAUGAAGGAAGAGCAUGUCGAUGGUGGCUACCUCGUUACGCUUGGAACCUACACUGGGACCGAAGACUUCAGUAAACCUGUCGUCCGGCAGCUGCAGAUUGAGAGACGUCUUGCGCCCUUCUGGAGAGGCCUCAACGAUUAUUCCGAUAAUUGGACCGAAUACCAGCUCAUCUGCGCCGGUCGCGGUCUUCCGAUCCCUGCUGCCGACGAACAGCCUCCCCCCGAGUUUAUCCCCCAGGCAAACUCGCCUGCGUCCCCAACCGAGUCAUCGCAGAACCUCGCAAACCUGACAGUUCCGAUCGGCCCGAGGUCUUUGUCUGUGGGCUCAGAUCGCAGCGGCUCCCUGCCUGCCUCCGGCAUAUCAUCGCCCAACGCAGCUCAGCAACAGCAACGUAGCAGUUCGCCGUUCAAGCCCAGAGCGAAAGCCCUGGCCGCCGCCUUGAGCGGCGGUUCGCGCAAUAACUCGUCGGGCGACGUUGCCCCGCGCGAGAUUAAGCUGCCUAACGACCCCUGCGUUAACGGGCAGCCCCUGGAAGUCUUUUUGUACAAGGACGCCACAGAGUGCCCUAUCUGCUUCCUGACAUAUCCGCCUUACCUGAACAGCACUCGGUGUUGCGAUCAGCCCAUUUGCAGUGAAUGUUUCGUCCAGAUCAAACGUGCCGAUCCCCACUACCCUGAGCACCAUGGCGAACCGAGCGAACAACCUCCCAACCCCGCCAACCCGGAAGAGGCCUCGGAGAUGCUCAUUUCCGAACCCGCCCAGUGUCCCUACUGCCAACAGACAGAGUUUGGCGUGACAUACGACGCCCCUCCGUUCCGCCGUGGACUGUCAUACGCUAUUGGAUACCCGUCACAGAAUACGGCCAUGUCAUCGCAGAGCUCUCUGAACUCGACCCUUUCUCCGACUUCGCCCACUCCUGGUAGACGACGUGCUCAGAGCCUGUCGGCAAACGCCCCGAACGUUAUCACCACUGACCGCGUACGUCCGGAUUGGUCAACGAAACUCGCAGCGCAACGGGCACACCAAGCCCGGAGAGCUGCGGCGGCGACCGCAUUGCAUACCGCCGCGUUUCUCAUGGGCAACAACGAGCAACAACGCGGCUUCGCCUUUACCAGACCUGGACGUUUCAGUCGGAGGAACACGGGUAGUCGAACACCUUCCGCGCCGCCCAACAACCAGCCGGAGGAGAGCCCGAGCCGUAAUCCAGAGGGCGAAGCGGUUCCCACUGGGCCUGAGCCUGGACCACGGAGCUCCUCGGGGCGCGGAGCCCCCGCCAACAGGAGAAACAGAAUGGAAGAAUUGGAGGAUAUGAUGUUUAUGGAGGCCGUCCGUUUAUCUCUUGCAGCCGAAGAGGAGCGGAAGCGCAAGCAGGAAAAAGUGGAGCGUAAGGAAGCCAAGAAGCGGGAGAAGGAGGAGCGUAAAGCUGUCAAAAAACAGGAUCGUCAAAGCGUCUACGGUCCUGGGCAAAGUUCUGCCAGCGGAAGCAGUCUCUCUCUUGGUCUUGGACGACGCCGGGGAAACAGUACCACCAGCAACCUACGCGUGGAAGCGACUCUCCAGGGGGCGCAGUCAAGCUCUGCUGGUGUCAGCACCGAGACAUCCCCGGUCGCAGCAACGAGCAGCACAACACCCACCUCGGCGCCUGCUCCAACCCCAACUUCAGCACCGAACUCGAACUCAAAGGGCAAAGCUGUUGAGCGCCCAGCAGUCGAGACGCAGUCUUCCGAAAGCAGCUUCCAGAGCACCUCGUCCACUCCGUCGUUGCCCAUCCCAACAACUGGUCGUGGGCCUUCUCAUCUUAGACAGAUGAGCAAUGCCUCGUCUAUCUCGUCUUCGCUAGCCGAUAGCGCUGCCGGAAGCUACACGAACCAGGCAUACCUCGACCCGCGGGCCAGCGAAUUGAGCGUCGGUAACCGGAGCGAAGAGGGCGAGCGCGACAACACGGAGCCGAUGUUCAAUUUCCGGAGUCUGGCAGAAAUGGUGGGUGUUGAUAUCGAGAACGGCGAAGCCAACCAAGACCAAGAAGGAGUUUCAGGGGAAGGCCAACGGACCGCGACGCGGAAGCGGGACGAAGUUGAGGACGAGCCCGAAGCGGAGCAUAUGGAAGAUGCUCAUGUCGAGCAGCCCGUGCAGAGCAACGUGGGCACCUUGAAACCGCCACCCACUAUCCCCGAGGAACCUGUCGACGGCAAUAGCAGCAAGGACGGUGUUCAGUCUCCUGGUAGCGGGGCGCUGACUCCUGAGGUUACGAUCACGCCGGAGACCCCAGCACCCGCCACGGAAAACUCUGAGACGAAGAGGCUUGGCCACGAGAACGUCGUCGAGAGGUCGUCGGAGGUUACCCAAUGAG